This is a messenger RNA of Coniosporium apollinis CBS 100218, 444 nucleotides long. Its product is annotated as ubiquitin-conjugating enzyme E2-16 kDa. The record is from RefSeq and is a predicted model, not a curated record. Gene Ontology annotation, biological process: protein polyubiquitination; ubiquitin-dependent protein catabolic process. The transcript is spliced from 5 exons. The coding region runs from base 1 to 444 and encodes 147 amino acids. Gene Ontology annotation, molecular function: ubiquitin conjugating enzyme activity. NCBI's taxonomy places the organism in Eukaryota, Fungi, Ascomycota, Dothideomycetes. Gene Ontology annotation, cellular component: nucleus.
AUGGCUCUGAAGCGCAUCAACAAGGAACUCACUGACCUUGGUCGUGACCCUCCCUCAUCCUGCUCUGCUGGCCCUAUCGGAGAUGAUCUGUUCCACUGGCAAGCGACAAUCAUGGGUCCCGGCGACUCUCCAUACUCCGGUGGCGUCUUCUUCCUAGCCAUCCACUUCCCCACAGACUAUCCUUUCAAGCCGCCAAAGGUCAACUUCACGACGCGGAUCUACCACCCGAACAUCAACUCAAACGGCAGCAUCUGCUUAGACAUUCUGCGAGACCAGUGGAGCCCUGCGUUGACCAUAUCGAAAGUACUACUCUCAAUCUGCUCAAUGCUCACAGACCCGAACCCGGAUGACCCGCUGGUGCCAGAAAUCGCGCACGUCUACAAGACCGAUCGUGCCCGCUACGAAGCCACGGCCAGAGAGUGGACUAGGAAGUACGCCAUCUAG